Molecule: messenger RNA, 1050 nt
Organism: Hemisphaericaspora subhashii
Lineage: Eukaryota; Fungi; Ascomycota; Pichiomycetes; Serinales; Debaryomycetaceae
Exons: 1
Coding region: 1-1050 (349 amino acids)
Biological process (GO): homologous chromosome segregation; meiotic sister chromatid segregation; attachment of mitotic spindle microtubules to kinetochore
Cellular component (GO): nucleolus; monopolin complex; mitotic spindle
Molecular function (GO): protein binding; microtubule site clamp
Source: RefSeq, a predicted model, not a curated record
AUGGUUACAACAAGAGGACAUAAACGACAACUUACAUCAUCAAUAAUAAUACCCAAAGAUACAAAGGUACUACAGUCAUCACAACAACAACAACAAUCAUCAUCAACACAAACACCAAAGAAACAACAACAACAACAACAACAACAACAACAAAAGAAAGUGAAUAGUUUAUUUUCAUCUACUCCAAAUACAAGACCUUCAAGUUCAUCAUCUUCGAUGUUAACACGUCCAUCUACAAGUGGUAGUAGUAGUGGAAGGAGUGCUAGUGGUGGUAUAACCAAGCAGAAGCAGAAGAGUAAGUCCAGUAUUAUAACAGAACAUGAUAUUAUCCAAUGUAAUAAUAAUGAAGACUUAAUUGAAUUAAUAAAUCAAUUAACUAAUACAGAACAAGAUUUAAUAUUUAAUAAAUAUAAAACUAAACAAUUAGAACAAUUAGAAAAUGAUCAUUAUUUAAUUAAACAAUUACAAUUUGAAUUAAAACAAAAAGAAUUAAGAAUUGAAUCUUUGUUGCAAGACAUUGAUGAGUUGAGAGCUAAUCAACAGCAACAACUGGCAGGAUCAUAUGAAUCACCAAUUAGAAAAAGACAAAGAAAUGAUCAACAUAUAAUUAAACAAGAUCAAUUUGCUAAUGAAUUAGAGAAUAUUGGUUUCACUUUAGAUAUGAUUGAAUUAUUAACUGGAAUUAAAGUUAUUCAUUUUGAAGAAGAUGAAUUUAAAUUAUAUUUUCAUAUUAAACAAUCUUCAUCAUCAUCUACUUCAUCUAGUACAUCAUCGCUACCAAAUGAGGGAGUAUUUAUAAAUUAUCAAUUAAUUUUAAGUAAAGAUACUGAAGGAAGUCUUAAUUCAAGUCAAAUUAAUUAUAUACCAAGUUGGUUAGAUUAUUUAAAUCAAGAAUAUUAUUCUGAUGAAUAUGAAUUUAAAUUAAUUGAAAAUUCAAAAUAUUUAAAAACAAUAUUACCAGAAUAUUUAUGUGAAAAUUUAUCAUUUCCAUUUAAUACUUUAUCACAAUUUUAUAAUAAAGUAUCAAAAGCAAUUAACAAGAAGCAUUAA